Anguilla anguilla (European eel) is the source of this 3651-nucleotide messenger RNA. It is a transcript of the gene nup133, whose product is annotated as nucleoporin 133. The record is from RefSeq and is a predicted model, not a curated record. Gene Ontology annotation, biological process: protein import into nucleus; poly(A)+ mRNA export from nucleus; transcription-dependent tethering of RNA polymerase II gene DNA at nuclear periphery. Gene Ontology annotation, cellular component: nuclear pore outer ring. The transcript has 27 exons. The coding region runs from base 138 to 3548 and encodes 1136 amino acids. Gene Ontology annotation, molecular function: structural constituent of nuclear pore; protein binding. NCBI's taxonomy places the organism in Eukaryota, Metazoa, Chordata, Actinopteri, Anguilliformes, Anguillidae.
CGUAACUCACCCUCCAUCGUGGAAAACUCAUGAACGUGCAUACUCAAAUUACGGGCUGAGACGGUCACGGGGCCAAAAGGGUCCAACUGCAGCACCUCAGACCUCCCUCCUCAGGCCCCUCUCAUGCAGUAAUCAUAAUGUUCUCCCCUCGUGCCACCGCUGGCUCGGCCCGUAGACAAGCCACAAGGACAGCUGGUAGAAAGAGUCUUGUCUCCACACCAACGGGACUUCUGUUUUCUCCAGUUCGUAGGACUUCUUUGGCAGCGCGGGCGACUCCCACGAGAGUGCAGAGCCAGACUGCAACAGAGGCUGUUAACUAUGAUGUACAAACCUUUGGGUCCUCGCUGCCCGUCAAAGUUAUGGAAGCUUUGACAAUGGCAGACGCUGAUGAUCAGAUAUCAGUGAAGGUAGAAGAGACUGGAUGGGCAUGGAUGGUGUGUGGUGAGAGUUUGAUUGUAUGGAAGAUUGGCCAGACUGCUGUGGCCAAGCUGUCUGUCUGUAAAGACCUCCAGUUGCCCUCCAGUGAGUUUACCUACUCAGCAGAUCUGAUUGCCUUAUCAUCUCUGAGCCCAUUGGAAACUGCUCCCGUUCAGUCUAUCUCAGUAAUGGCGGUGUCUCCUGAGGGAACAGUACGGUACUGGCCAAGUCUGGCCCAUGAAGGCACCUUCACGGAGACUGUGGCAGACCUGGGAGAGAACCUGUGCAACUUCCUCACUGCUGUGAAGGGGAACAGCUUUGUCCUCUCCUCCUACAAGAACCAGCUGCUCCGUCUGGGAAUGGACAUUUCCGGAAGGCUCCAGCAGAGGCCACUGCAGCUGGGACAGGGCAUGCUGUCUGGGAUUGGCCGCCGCGUCUCCAGCCUCUUUGGCAUUCUGGCCCCGCCCACCGACGUCACUCUGCACAGCAUGCUGUGGGUGAGGCAGGCGGGUUGCCUCUACACCCUAACCAGCUGCAGCCUGAACAAGUGGGAUGUGGAGGAGGGCUCCGAGCACCAGGUCUUCAGCUGGGACACAAGCAGGAGCCUCAGGGACAGUAUCUCCGAUGCCAUUUGGGGCUCUGACAGCAACUAUGAAGAGAUAAAGGAGGGAGUGAAUAUCACAUACCUGGACAUGCAGCUUGGGCAGGAUGGGCUGGUGGUCCUGGCAGCAGCCUGGCACCCAUCUGACACCCCCUGCCUGGCCUACUUCUGCCUGGUCACCCUGCUGGAUAAUGGCCCCAACAUCUCAGACGAGGUCUCUGUGGAGGUCACAAAUCACAAGCCACCCUUUCAGACGGAGGACGACCUGCAAACCGUGCGGCUGGUGCUGCCUCCCUCCCCUGGCUCAGCGGCGUACCUGCACAGCGAGGACCUGCUGUAUGCCUGCUCCACAGGCACCGGCAGGAGCAGCCUGCCCGAGGAGAAGAUCCCUCUCAGCUCCCACGGGGAUCAUCUCCUUGGUGCCGGCUGCUAUGCGGACCUGCCAGUUUUCUUUUUGAAGAGCAGUGGCCUGGUGGCAGUGGUUGCCCGGGAGAGCGCCUCUGUGCUUCCUGAGACCAUGGAGGACUCGAUCUGCUCGUCCCUGGCCGGAGCUGUGCCGGAGGGGUCGUCUGCUAUGGAAAGUUCGUUACGGCUGGAUACCGUGGCUCAGGACGACAAAACCAAACUUUUGAAAGCAGCUUUUUUGCAGUUUUGCAGGAAAGAUCUUUUGGGGGCCCAGGCCAUGACCGAUGAGCUCUUUCCACCUGAUGUUGAAGGAGAGAAGGACACUGAGCUGGACAGGGCUGUGACGCAGAUCGACCUGGACCUGGUGGAUGACUACCCCGCCUCUGACCCGCGGUGGGCUGAGUCCGUGCCGGACGAGAGUGGUGGGUUCUCCCUCACAUCCCUGAUUCUCCUACACCAGCUGGAGGACAAGAUGAAAGCCCACUGCUUUUUCAUGGACUUCCUGCAGCAGGUCGGCCUCCUGGAGCGCCUGCGUGUAGUAACGGUGCGCUCGGUUCCCAUGGCGACACGGCUGCUGCUUUGCGAGCAUGCCGAGAAGCUCUCCGCUGCUAUUGUGCUGAAGAACCACCACACCAAACUGCCCGAGCUGGUCAACAGCGCCAUCCUCGGCGCCUUGAGGAAGAGUGGCACCGAUAUACCCACCAGCCUCACGCCUGCCGACGUUUUCUUCAGAGAGGUGUCCCAGAUUUCCACCAUCUUUGAGUGCUUGCUUGAAGAGGAGGAGCGGACCCUGAAGGACCACCCGGUGGAUUCCGUGGAGUGGGGGGAGGUGGUAGUCAACAUCAACAACAUUAUCAAGGACAUGCUACAGGUGGCCUGCCAUUACAGGGAGACUAAAGCCUGUCUGUACAGAGCGCCAGAAGACGGCAGAGCUGAGCCAGAAUUCAUUCCCUGGACAGCCUCCAGCGGCCCUGGGGGCGUUCGGACGGUCAUCGUUCGUCAGCACGAGAUUGUUCUGAAGACGGUGCACCCGCACGCGGACACCGAGCUGCGCGCCUCCCUGUGUGAGCAGCUGGUGGCGCUGCUGGAUGCCUACCUCGGCGGCUAUGUGGCGCAGCUCACCUCGCUCAACCAACCCGGCCAGCAGGAGCACUACAAUGCCCUGGAGAUGGAGUACACGCAGAAACGCUCCGAGCUGCUCGCCCCUUUCUUGGAGCUGGGCCUGUAUCAGUGGGUUGCCCCUCUGGCUGAGAAGUACUGCGACUUCGACAUCCUGGUGCAGAUGUGCGAGCAAACGGACAACCAGAGCCGACUGCAGCGCUACAUGACCAAGUUUGCACACCAGAACUUUGCAGACUUCCUGUUCCGCUGGUACAUGGAGAAGGGCAAGAGGGGGAAGCUGUUGUCCCAACCCAUUGCCCAACACCAACAGCUGGCCAGCUUCCUGCAGGCCCAUGAGCAUCUAAGCUGGCUGCAUGAAAUCAAUGUCCAGGACUAUCAGAAGGCCCACCGGACCUUGUAUGGGCUGGCUAACAUGGAGACGCGCUACUUUGCCAAAAAAAAGACCUUGCUGGCACUCAGCAAGCUGACUGCUCUGACAUCUGACUUCCCAGAGGUGGUUAUGCAGAGGAAGCUGGAUGACAUUUUGGAACAGGAGCGUUUCCUCCUACACCAGGAGACCUUACCCAAGCAGUUGCUGGAUGAGAAACAGCUGAACCCUGACACCAUGCCACUGCUCAGUGCCCAUCACCUCAUUAACCUGUACAUCUCUGAUGACAACAGAAGGGCAAAUGAAUAUGAUUUCAAGAAAGCCCUAGAUCUGCUGGAGUACAUCAACCAGGAGGAUGAAGUGGACAUUGAAGGGCUGAAGUGUGAAAUAUUCUGCAAGGCCCUCAAAAAAGACGACUGGUCUUCUGCUGAUGGAAGUGAUGACCCUUUGGAAGCAGCAAAGGACAGCAUAUUUGUGAAGAUCUUGCAGAAGCUUAUUCAAGAAGGUGUUCAUCUUCAGACUUAUUUACCAGAUGUCAAAGACAUUCUUCAGAGUGAGGAGUUGGAAAGGCUGAAAUCAAAAUCUUCCUUUGAGUUUCUUCUAAGGGCCAACUAUGAACAUUACCUGCAACCAUAGAUAUGAACAUGUUGAGUCAUUCUCCCUCUUCAUUAUGUUUGCACUUCGGGUUUUUUUUGAGGGGGGGUUGCAUUUUCUAAUAAACUUUCAAUUUUUUUAUCUG